Molecule: messenger RNA, 1620 nt
Organism: Rhipicephalus sanguineus (brown dog tick)
Lineage: Eukaryota; Metazoa; Arthropoda; Arachnida; Ixodida; Ixodidae
Exons: 3
Coding region: 229-1362 (377 amino acids)
Source: RefSeq, a predicted model, not a curated record
UGACCGACGAGCGUAAACCGGCGUCGCGUCGAAGGCGAUUGCCGGCGCCGCUUCAUUGUCAGGCACGAGGAACUAGACGUGUAUCUGGAGAAAUGCCUUCCGAGAAGGAAGCCAACGCUGGCCUGUCCAACACCUACGGGUCCUUGAGACCAGAGAGGAGACGCGUGAAUAUAAAACAGCGCGCGCCAUGGCAGCGCCUGUGACCAGUCCACCAAAAGCUCCAGAGCCAUGAGGACCACUCUAGUUUUAUCGAGCCUGCUUGCCCUCUGCCUCAUUGUUCUCGCUGAAGACAAGCCGGCUGAUGAGAAACCAGCUGAAACUACAACAGCAGCCGCAUCUACUGACGAUGAAAAAAAGGAAGGUGACGAGAAGAUUGAAGGCCGCGGGCUCUUCCUGAGCGGCGGCGGGCUCGGCGGUGGUCUCGGUGGCUGCCCGCCAUGCCCUUGUGGCUAUGGACCGGGCGUCGGCGGGGGAUUCCGUGGAGCAGGCUUCGGCUCAGGCUAUGGUGGUAGCUACGGCGCUGGCGGAGCUGGCUACGGAGGAGGUUAUAGCGGCGGCUACCGCGGUGGCUACGGCGGUGGUUCGUACGGUGGCGGCUAUGGUGGAGGCAUUCGCCCCGGUGUUGGAAUUGGAGGCGCUAGCUACGGAGGAGGUGUCGGUCCGGGAUACGGAGGAGGAGUUGGUCCCGGUGUUGGAGUUGGCCCUGGAAUUGGCAAAGGUGUCGUCGGAGGACCCGUUGGCCCUGUUGGCGGUGUUGGCGGUGUUGGAGUCGGCGUCGGUCCCGGAAUCGGUAAAGGAGUCGGCGGAGUGCCUGUUGGAGGUCCUGUCGGAGGCGCUGUUGGUGUCGGCCCUGGUCUCGGUAAGGGUGUCGUCGGAGGACCCGUCGGAGGACCCGUCGGAGGACCUGUCGGAGGAGCUAUCGGUGUCGGCCCCGGAGUCGGUGGUGGUGUUGGGCCCGGCGUUGGUGUUGUUCCAGUAGGUGGCGCAAUCGGUGGAGGCUAUGGAGGUGGCGUCGGAGGAGGCUACGGAGGUGGUGUCGGCGGAGGCUACGGAGGUGGCGUCGGCGGCGUCGCUGGGGCUGCUACUUCUAGUUCCGCUUACCAGGGUGCUGGAGGUUUUGCGGACAAGGCUGCCGGUCAGGAAGCCGGUCAAGGAAGCUUUGCCUACAACGUUGGCGGCUCCGACAAGAAAGUCUUCGGGCACAGCUCGUCGUACGGAGACUCCAAAAGCUUCGGCCUGAGUGAGAGCUCAGGUUUCAACCGCGGUGAGGGUCAAGCAAGCCACGGCAGCGCCUACGACAAGGAGGCUGCUGGGUCCGGUUCCGUGUCCCACAGUUCUGGAAAGGAGGUCGUUGUCGGCUGAAAGAUUUUCAUGUAUGGCUGUUUGUGUGCUGGUCGCCAACGCCGUUGUUCAUCUGUCCGUUACAGCUAGCAUCAUCUAUACUGUGCCAUAGUCUUCGGAGUUUCGUGCAGUAAGAAGUUACGCUUCUAAACACAAAAUAGAACGAUACCAGUCCGAAGAAUGACAAUGUACCGCAUAUUUUGUUUUGGAAUGGGAGCGCCCCAUUUGUCAAGCAUCGCGGAAGCAAGCACCAAAAAAAAAAAGGCGGAGGUAUCCGAA